Bubalus bubalis (water buffalo) is the source of this 2322-nucleotide messenger RNA. RefSeq names its product origin recognition complex subunit 5 (gene ORC5). The transcript has 14 exons. The record is from RefSeq and is a predicted model, not a curated record. Gene Ontology annotation, cellular component: nucleus; nuclear origin of replication recognition complex. Gene Ontology annotation, biological process: DNA replication; DNA replication initiation. Bases 141 to 1448 code for a protein of 435 amino acids. Lineage: Eukaryota; Metazoa; Chordata; Mammalia; Artiodactyla; Bovidae. Gene Ontology annotation, molecular function: DNA replication origin binding.
UCACGCCGACGCUCGGCCACGCCGGCUCCUCCCAGAAGCCCGCGAGUCCGGUUUCCGGCGGGAGCGUGGAGACCGUGGUGUAGGUGAAGCUAGGCUGUUGGAUCCGGCGCUGGCCACGGGCUUCUCUGUCCUCUGCUAGAAUGCCUCACCUGGAAAAUAUGGUGCUUUGUCGCGAGUCCCAAGUGUCCACCUUGCAGUCCCUGUUUGGAGAGAGACAUCAUUUCAGCUUUCCGUCUAUUUUUAUUUAUGGACAUACUGCCAGUGGAAAGACCUAUGUAACACAAACUUUGUUGAGAAGUUUAGAGCUUCCACAUGUCUUUGUGAAUUGUGUUGAGUGCUUUACCUUGAGACUGCUUUUGGAACAAAUUUUAAACAAAUUGAAUCAUCUUAGUUCUUCAGAGGGUGAAUGUUCUACUCAUAUAACCUGUGAAAUAUUUAAUGACUUUGUUCGCUUAUUUAAACGAAUAACUGAAGCUGAAAAUCUCAAGGAUCAGACUGUAUAUAUUGUUCUAGAUAAAGCCGAGUAUCUAAGAGAUAUGGAAGCAAACCUUUUACCUGGAUUUCUUAGAUUACAAGAAUUGAGUGACAGAAAUGUGACUGUUAUCUUUCUCAGUGAAAUUGUUUGGGAAAAGUUUCGUCCAAAUACCGGAUGCUUUGAGCCAUUUGUCUUGUAUUUCCCUGAUUAUAGCAUAGGGAACCUGCAGAAGAUCCUAUCUCAUGAUCAUCCUCCAGAGUAUUCAGCUGAUUUCUAUGCUGCCUACAUUAACAUUCUUCUUGGAGUUUUCUAUACUGUCUGUCGAGAUUUGAAAGAGCUCCGGCAUCUGGCAGCACUUAAUUUUCCUAAAUAUUGUGAACCUGUGGUUAAAGGAGAAGCAAAUGAACGUGAUACUCGCAAGCUCUGGAGAAACAUUGAACCUCAUUUGAAGAAAGCCAUGCAGACUGUUUAUCUCAGAGAAAUAUCAAGUUCGCAGUGGGAAAAGCUACAGAAAGAUGACACAGAUCCAGGACAACUGAAAGGUCUCUCAGCAUAUACUCAUGUGGAACUUCCGUACUACUCUAAAUUUAUUCUAAUUGCUGCAUACCUCGCUUCUUAUAAUCCAGCAAGAACCGACAAGAGGUUUUUCCUUAAGCAUCAUGGGAAAAUCAAGAAAACCAAUUUUUUAAAGAAACAUGAAAAGACAAGCAAUCAUCUCCUCGGACCAAAACCAUUUCCAUUAGACAGAUUACUGGCAAUAUUAUAUAGUAUUGUGGACAGCAGAGUUGCUCCAACAGCAAAUAUCUUCUCCCAGAUUACCUCUUUAGUGACCCUUCAGCUCCUAACCCUGGUUGGCCAUGACGAUCAGCUUGAUGAACCAAAAUACAAAUGCACAGUGUCUCUAGACUUCAUCAGAGCUAUUGCUAGGACGGUGAACUUUGACAUAAUAAAAUACUUGUAUGAUUUCUUGUGAAAACAAGCUUCAAAGCCAUAUGGACACUGUGACAAUGACUAAGCCAAACUGUGUUCAUCCAACUACUCAGCUGGCCUGGGAGAGGAGUUCUUUGGCUCCAUUGGAUUUGUCCAGACAGGUGCUGGCCCAGCAUGGAAUCUGAUGAAAAUACUCUGAUUGGUCUGGGUGAAUGUGAGCAGAAGACUAUUUACCAGGGACCCUGGAGUAUUUGGAAAGAACGUGUUAAUUAUAAACAGCAGGGUCUGAGCACAAUCUGUUCUAUUCUUAAUGAUGUUAUCUUAACACUGAAAAUGCCUGAAACCCAUUUACUUAGGACUGCAUUUUGCUCUGUGAACUAUCCCCUGCGCUUUGAACGUGCCAGCAGCCCUUGUAUAUAAGCCCAGUCUUUUCACUUCCUCUCCACAGGAGCCUCUGCAGUUGCUUGCCAAAGCAGAUUUUCCUAAGGCCACCACUUUAAAAGAUCAUAGUUGCAAAAUAUAAUAAGUAGAAGUUUUUUGUUAUUUUAAGAUCCAAGUUUAUAUGUGUCUGUCUUUCACUCUGAUUUUCUCAAAAAGCAAGGUAGUUUGAUCAGAUAGGGCAGCUUUCCACCUCUAAGCCUCCUUGAUAACUGCAGUAUACUUAGGUGAGAUUUAUCUAGUCACUCUGGCAAUAAACUACUCAACAUAGCUUUUUAAUCUGCAUAAUGAUUUUCUUUCCUUUUUUUAAUCACUGACCUUUAAUAGUUCCACAAUAGAAGUUUUCCUGUUACAUUAAUUAUGAACCUAGGGUCUGAUUUUCAUACCUACUUUUGAAGUUUUCUGUUAGCACUUAAAUGCUUGAAAAUUAUUUUGAACAGAUUUAAAGUGCUUAAUUACAGAGCCUACUUUAAAUUUCA